AUGUUGAUAGGCUGUCUGAUCACAGAGGAAGGCUGUGCUUCUCUGGCCUCAGCUCUGAGCUCCAACCCCUCCCAUCUGAGAGAGCUGGACCUGAGCUACAAUCAUCCAGGAGACUCAGGGGUGAAGCUGCUGUCGGCUGGACUGAAGGAUCCACACUGGAGACUGGACACUCUCAGGGUGGAGCCUGCUGGAGUCCGAUGGUUGACACCAGGUCUGAGGAAGUAUUCCUGUGAACUCACAAUCGACACAAACACAGUACACAGACACCUCAAACUGUCUGACAACAACAGGAAGGUGACAUAUGUGGAGGAGGAUCAGUCAUAUCCUGAUCAUCCAGACAGGUUUGACCACUGGCCUCAGCUGCUGUGUAGAACUGGUCUGACUGGUCGCUGUUACUGGGAGGUCGAGUGGAGAGGAAGAGUUUAUAUAUCAGUGAGUUACAGAGGAAUCAGGAGGAGAGGACACAGUGAUGACUGUUUGUUUGGAAGGAAUGAUCAGUCCUGGAGUCUGAUCUGCUCUGAUGGUGGUUACACUGUCUGGCACAAUAAGAGAGGAACAUCCAUCUCCUCCUCCUCCUCCUCCUCCUCCUCCUCCUCUGGUAGAGUAGCAGUGUAUGUGGACUGUCCUGCUGGCACUCUGUCCUUGUUCACAGUCUCCUCUGACACACUGAUCCACCUCCACACCUUCAACACUACAUUCACUGAACCUCCUCAUCCUGGGUUGGGGUUUAGGCUCUUGUCUGGUUCCUCAGUGUCUCUGUGUUCUCUGUAGGAGGGAGAGUCUCCUCCUGUUAGAGAAACUUUCUCACUGCUGAACAGAUAGUUCAGUCUGUACAGGAUGACACACAGCUGAUGGUAGUUCAGAGAAUGUAGCCCAAUCCCAAACCACUCCCUACCCACUACCACUUCACUACCAAGUGUCACUCCAAAUCAGGUUACACUUGCAGCUGUGGAGGGCACCCCUGAUUAAGGGGAAGUGUAUAAAAGAGAAGCCAAACCAUGGGACGCCUUCACUCUACCGGAAGAAGGAAGCAGAUGUAACCAUGGAUGCCGACAGACGCUUUGCUUGCGCCGCUGCCGCAGCUGUCAUGUUUCACAGGUUAAGAAGAGUAUUCCUCUUUUUAGUGAAAAGACUGUCAUUUUUAAUUCAUAGAUUGAUUAACUGCUUUAUUUUUUCUUCUGUCCCUGUGAAUACAUAAUUAUAUAUUUUUUAAAAAUCAUGACAAUGGGAUGGGGACAUUUUUAUACAGUUUUAAAUAGUUUAUUUCAGCAUAUGGACAUGUAGGUUUUCAUCUUUUGACCCCAAACAUUCUGUGAGUUUGUUUGAGACUGUAAAGUCAGUGUGAGGAAAACAAAUGUGUGUGUGAUCUAUAAUAUUUCACAAAGUAGAAAGAUGGAACUCUUAUAUUUGUACAUUGUUUCCUCCAUUGUGAUGUUGCGCUUCCUGCUAGGCUCAUGAGAAGCCUGCACUGAUGUACACCCACUAUUUAAGGGCUGAGCAGUCCACUCGCACUCAGCAAUAUUUGGUUUGGUACGGCCCUUAAUAUGGCGCAGCUCCCCAUGACCGUGCAGAUGGAGGGGGAGUGGAUAGGGCGAAGGGUUAGGGUCCGAUUUGGUAUUGGGCCUGUGUGUAGGAUGUGAGUUUGUCCUGAGGGUGGCGCUAAAGAAAACACUGUGGACUCCACAGAUGAUUCGUUUUCUGCUCGACUGUUUUUAUUGAUGAUGUUUGUGUAAACUUUUAAUUUCUCUUUAUUCUCCCUCCAAAGUUUUCCUCCAGUGGUCAGAGUGAGUAACUGCAGCUCUCUCCAUACAACACUGUUCAUAUUCAUACACACAACUGCAUACUAGCAUUUCCUGUGUAUCCUUUCAGAAUAAAGUGUUAGACUUCCUGUCUGUGUUCCAAUGAGUCAAACAUUUACUCUACUACAUUUAUCACAUACUUGGACAUUACUGCAGUAUUUCCAUGUUGUGCUAUUUACUUCAUAUUAAGGAUCAAAUCAACAUCUCUCUCGUCUCUAUAAAACGGUUGUCACGUUUACUUUGUAGUAAAGUGUAACAGGAACUGUUGCAACAACGAUCACGAUCAAGAUUAACUUAAUUGUCCCACAAAGUGGGAAAUUUGUCUUUGGCUCUACACCCAUACAGUAGCCAUAAAAAUACAACAUACAACAUAGUACAUAAACAAACAACAUUAUAGACCAAACAUAACAAUAACAGAAAAACACAAAAAGAUAAAUAAAUAAAUAAAAACAAAUGCUAAAAAUACCUGUACAAACAAGCAUUUUAUAAUCAUC
Messenger RNA from Epinephelus fuscoguttatus (brown-marbled grouper), 2293 nucleotides. RefSeq names its product stonustoxin subunit beta-like. The record is from RefSeq and is a predicted model, not a curated record. Bases 1 to 771 code for a protein of 256 amino acids. The transcript has 4 exons. Gene Ontology annotation, molecular function: protein binding. Lineage: Eukaryota; Metazoa; Chordata; Actinopteri; Perciformes; Serranidae.